AUGCGUUUGUGCGACUUUAUAAUCCAUCUCUACGUUCUUCGAAAACCAAAUUGCAACCAUUUUUCAGAAUACUUUCUCAUAUCCGUAGAAAUGGCGCCUGUCCGAAGAUCAGCCCGCAAUUCGAAAACACGGACUAACUCCCCGAAAAAGCAAAACAGUUUGCUGAUAGGCGCAAAGAGGCGAGCUAACAGAAAGAACAAAUUCACUUCUUCAAAAGAUGAGGUUAUACGAGAAAAGUCGCCGACGUUGGAGCUAAACUCAUCUCCAAUCAAGCAAAGUGAUGGUCUACAGGUUGCAACUCCCACCAAGCAGAAACACGUUCUUAAAAAGAGCAAGAGUGUCUUGUUUUCGGAUGAUUUGGUUUCAGACUCACCUAGCACACCAGAGAGAUUCAAUUCACCAAUCCGUUCCAUAUUAAAGCCCAGUAACGAAAAUACCUUGAAUGGUGCUUCAGAUCCAAACAACACUUCAUUUUGGGAUGAUUCAAACCAAGCAAAGCCAAAUAACCCCAAAAGUUUUGAAUUUUGGCUACCAGGAACAAUUAUUCAGCUACCGUCGGGUUCUGAGAGAUUACCAAUACUCGUGGAAGGAUGCAUGUCGGUUUUGAGUGAUGAAAUGUUUGAAAGGAGGUUUGAGGUAUAUGCAACGUUAAAUAGCAUAUUCAAAUCUAACCUACCCACCACAUUAAUUAAACUAUUUGUGAAUUUGGGAGACGGUAGUGAUAUCGAGAAUAAGCAGCAAAGAACGCUUCCGAUCGUGAGCCAAAUUAUCAAAGACAUCGAUAAGAUUAAAGGGGAAAUAUUCAACGCAGAACUUGAUAAGGAGAAUGUUUCACCAGCCAAGGGUGACCCUUUUAAGAUUCGCAUUGUGACACAAGCUUUAAGGCUUCUUUGCCUUUUCGUGUCAAGUACCGAGUUAAAUGACUGCGUAUCAAAUGAAGAUAUGUACUGGAUUUAUGAUCAUUCAUGUAUGAUGCUUUCCAACCCAAACAUAUCCAAAACACUUGUGUCUCCUUACUUGUCCAUAAUCAAGGAUUGCAAGUUGAGUCCAAGCCGCAAACGCGAUUUAUUUGGCAAUUACAAAAUUCUUGAAAAAAUAUUAUUUGCAAUCCUCAACGUGAAUAGCUUUCCAAGCUCAUCUUUGGUGACAGAAAGGCUUUCUUGUUUGAAGAAUUACAUUUCAAAUUUUCCCGAUUUUAUGUCUAAAAACAUUGGCCAUUGGUUUGAACCGUUGCUUUUGAACUUGUGUAACAUGAUCCAUCCGGUGUACAUGAAAUGCCUUGGUAUUGGUGUGCAUUGCUUGUUAGAAGCGGCGAAGUGCUUCUUAGAUUGUCGCCCUAUCCACAUGUAUGUUUUGAAUAAAUUAUCGUCGCAAAUAACUGAUGAAGUUAAAUCUUUUACAUCAGAUCAAGAAUUUUCGGGGUACUUGAAUCAGCUUCGAUUACAAAAUGUGAGGUUAAGUGAAUUCGUUGUUUGCAAGUUGGAAGAGUUGAUAGGUGCGGAUCAACAAAAGUUAGCCAUGGACAUGUGGAUGGGGUUGACUCUUUUGGCAGGCCAGGACACUUUCGAUAGAUGGACUGAUUUGAAUUUAUGGAUCAAGGUACCAAAUUGUUGCUUCAGUCUGGGUCCCCAAGCAACUUCUAUUGCUUUGUCUUGUUGGAGAGCUGUUUGUUUCAACUUAUGCAAGAACGGUUUAGAUGGGUUUCGCAAAUGUAUUGACUGCGUUCAAGCACAUGCUUCUGAAGAAGAUAGCCUGGUGGCUGCAACCCACGCAUUGAAGUCAAAGGUAAAGGUCUUAACGCAUGUUUUCAAUAGCUUUCCUUUGGUGGAUUUAUCAAAAGAUGUAGUCGACUCGCUUCACAAUAUUUUCUUAAUCAACAUAUAUGUGAUUCUUGGACCGACUAUUUUACAGCUGUGGGCCAAAUAUUUGCCCUCACUAUGGGAUAGGAUCAUUCAACCAAUACUCAGCAAAUUUUACCUCAAAAAGGAGGCGGGCCCAUAUGCAAACCAAUUGGGUUGGGAAGUUUUGAACACGAUUCUCAGAGUUUCAAUGCCUCAUCCAGAGAAGGAUUUUAACGAAGUUCGAAUACUAUCUAAUGAUCCCAUCAACUUGACCCAAAUCAACCCCACUCCAGCGAGGUACGUUCACACACACUUUGACAAAGUGAUGCAAAAUAUAAUUAUGUUAUUGCUGUUGGACUCAAUCAAAUUUGAACAAAAAUUGAGCCUUUUCACUGCAUUUUUGAACAAAAUAAAGCCACUUGUAAAGAAAGAGCGAAAACCAUCAGCCGCAACCUAUGACUUCGUCGAUAACCUCCCAUUGUUGUUGAAAAAAUUAUUGGAAAACCGACUUGUGAGUUCAGAGGCUCUUGUAAGGGUUAUUGUUGUCAUGCAUGACUCAUUCAACCCCUCUUUAUUGAUUAGUCGUGAUCUUGGAUGUGAGAAGAAUGAUAGUAAUAUUAAUGUAUACAUGCCAGUCAUUGAAAUUUCAAUUACAUUACCAUUCGAGGGAAGAAGCGCAGUAUUGAAACUAAUUUUACAAUCAUUGAAUCAAACCAAUGCUUUAAUUCUCAUCACCGAUGUUCUUCAGUUAACUACCAUCCCCAACGACACGAUCCAAAUUUUUACUGACUUUUUAAACAAAUCGAACAUUGUUAUGAGCACAAUUGAUUUGCAAUUCUAUGGCAUAAUUUGUAAGUAUGUCAGUUGUAAUUAUGAAGUAUUCGUGAAGAAGGUCAUCCAGUCAAUCGUAUCCAUUCCUAAUUCAGAAGAAAUAUGCAGAUGCUUGUCCUUGUUACAUAUCGACGAAUGGAACACAAACGUCUCUGAUUAUGUACUACUAUUAUUGCGAAAUGCACCUUCAAAGUCAAUCCACCACUUUGUCGCAGGGAUUAUAUCAAGGCGUCUUGAGACCUCAUUGGUGCAAAUAUUGGGAUUUGUAACGAAGAACGAUUUUGCUAGUGAGAUGUUUUUGAUUAGUGGGAAUCUAUUUGAUAUGAUAUUGAAGGACAGAUUGGUGCUAUCUGAAUGCUGCUUUCUACUAGAGCAAUACCUCAGGCUCAAGUGCCUGCAAGGGGGAAAUGAUUAUAUGCUUAUUGAUAUUUUGGGUGCCGGUUGCAGCAAAUAUCUACGCAUGGACAUUACUUUCAUGAAGGAGUUAGUGGACUUUUCCCACUUGCCACUAUGCAGCAGGGAAGUGCAAAUACGAAAAACAGGUUUAUCCACUGCCGUGCUUUCUGACUCUACUAUUCUGACUUGCGAACAAGGAAAUUCAAAUGAGAUUUCUUCCCUGACCGGUAUCAUCGACACCAAAGAACAAUCCUCUAGUGUGGUUGAAUCUCCCCAUCUGUCUGUUCUGGAAGAGUUUGUUAGUAGCUAUAGCAACGAAGGCAAGGAAAGAUUACAAACAAGUGAGUUUGUUGGAAAUGUUGAAGGAACUGGUGUUCUUGGGGAAAAAAAUGUAGGGAACAGCAUGGCCAUCGAAAACUAUAUUGAUGGAGAAAAGAAUAUGGUCCUUGGCAGCCAGAGUCAAUCAAAUGAACUCCAGUUAGCUGACCUGACUUUCGACCAAAACAUGCACAACGGAAUAAAUGAGACAAACGAUGAACAAGUACCAUUAAUGGAUGCGGUUCCAGCAAAAGUUAACGAAGCAGGUCCAGCAUCGCUAUUGACGGCUGUGGAUUUACUGAGGCUACUUAUUGAAAAAUCAGAUCAGGAAUUGAAUAUGUUCAGUCCGGAACAAAAGUACGAAAUGGAAUCCAACUUGCUACAGUUUAUGGUCAAAUUACGGCAGUUGCAAUAG
Molecule: messenger RNA, 3801 nt
Organism: Lodderomyces orthopsilosis Co 90-125
Lineage: Eukaryota; Fungi; Ascomycota; Pichiomycetes; Serinales; Debaryomycetaceae
Product: DNA-binding protein
Exons: 1
Coding region: 1-3801 (1266 amino acids)
Biological process (GO): telomere maintenance
Cellular component (GO): nucleus
Source: RefSeq, a predicted model, not a curated record